GACCACCUCCCGUUGACCGGUUCACGUCUUCUAAUCACCACUCAGUCUCCCCAGCAUUCGUCAAAAUGGGCACAGUCGUUGACCCCUCCAAGCAAGGCACCAAGAGCCUCAGUGGCUUCGCCACUGACUUCCUCAUGGGUGGUGUCUCCGCCGCUGUCUCCAAGACCGCUGCUGCCCCCAUCGAGCGAGUCAAGCUCCUCAUUCAAAACCAAGAUGAGAUGAUCAAGCAGGGCCGUCUCGCUUCUCCCUACAAGGGUAUCGGUGACUGCUUCGGCCGCACCAUCGCUCAGGAGGGCGCCGUCUCUCUCUGGCGUGGUAACACCGCCAACGUCAUCCGUUACUUCCCCACCCAGGCCCUAAACUUUGCCUUCAAGGACUUCUUCAAGAGUCUCUUCAAGGUCCCCAAGAGCGACCCUUACUGGAAGCAGCUCUCGGCCAACCUUGCGUCUGGUGGUGCCGCUGGUGCAUCUUCUUUGCUCUUCGUCUACUCUCUUGACUACGCCCGUACCCGUCUGGCAAACGACGCCAAGUCUUCCGCCAAGGGUGGAGGAGAGCGUCAAUUCAACGGUCUCAUUGACGUGUACCGCAAGACCCUCGCUUCCGAUGGUAUCGCUGGUCUCUACCGUGGUUUCGUUCCAUCGGUCGUUGGUAUCGUCGUCUACCGUGGUCUGUACUUCGGUAUGUACGACUCCCUCAAGCCCGUCGUCCUCACCGGAUCUCUUCAGGGCAACUUCGCUGCGUCUUUCGCUCUCGGAUGGGUUGUCACCACUGGUUCCGGUCUUGCUUCUUACCCUCUGGACACUAUCCGUCGUCGUAUGAUGAUGACCUCGGGUGGUACCGGACCCCACUACAAGAACAUGCUUCACGCCGGUUCCGAGAUCGUCAAGGCCGAGGGUGUCAAGUCUCUCUUCAAGGGUGCUGGAGCCAACAUUCUCCGUGGUAUUGCCGGUGCUGGUGUGCUUUCCGGUUACGACAAGCUCCAAGAGCUUCUCCUCGGAAAGGUCUACAGCGGUGGUUCCGGAUAAGCGAAGACGACUGUUCAUCAAGUUGCAACUCGUCUCUGCUUCUCCUCCCGCUCAAGUACACUCUACAAAACCCUCAUUGUGUCGAAGUCCGUUUCACAACAAUGAAAAUACAGUCCUACAUUCGCAUGCGUGCCAGGAUAGCGAUGCCGAGAAGCGAUGGCGCCGCAGGAUUGUGGAAGGAGUGCAGCUCUUUCGGCCGAGAACACUAGACAUCUUGACUUGAAUGUGCUUGUCAGAGAUUCGACCCUGAUGGGAC
Messenger RNA from Ceraceosorus guamensis, 1281 nucleotides. Its product is annotated as mitochondrial carrier. The record is from RefSeq and is a predicted model, not a curated record. Gene Ontology annotation, molecular function: ATP:ADP antiporter activity. Gene Ontology annotation, biological process: mitochondrial ADP transmembrane transport; mitochondrial ATP transmembrane transport. Gene Ontology annotation, cellular component: mitochondrial inner membrane. The coding region runs from base 66 to 1025 and encodes 319 amino acids. The transcript has 7 exons. Lineage: Eukaryota; Fungi; Basidiomycota; Exobasidiomycetes; Ceraceosorales; Ceraceosoraceae.